AUGGCGAAGAAAGGUAGAAUUUUCAGGUAUGCAGAUGGUGUGGACAAGUUAUUAUUGGUUUUGGGGACUCUGGGUAGCAUUGGAUAUGGGUUGAUGACACCGUUGAUGAUGCUGGUCCUCAGCCGUGUGAUCAAUGAAUACGGAGGCGGUACUUUCUUCAAUGACGUUGUGGACAAGUACUCACUCAGGCUGCUCUUUGUUGCAAUUGGAGUUGGAAUAUCUGCUUUCAUUGGAUUUGCAGAAGGAAUUUGUUGGACCGGAACUGCUGAGAGACAGGCAUCUCGCAUGAGAAUGGAAUACUUCAAAUCAGUCCUCAGGCAAGAAGUUGCCUUCUUUGACAAACAAGCUAAUUCUUCCAUGAUCUUCAAAGUCAUUUCUACUAUCUCUUCUGAUGCCCAUUUAAUCCAUGACACAAUAACCGAGAAGAUACCGAAUUGCCUGGCUCACCUCUCAUCAUUUAUCAUCUGCUUUUCAUUUGGAUUUGUACUUUCUUGGCGACUGGCAGUGGUUUCUCUUCCAUUCUCGCUCAUGUUUAUCAUUCCAGGAUUUGUAUUUCGGAAGGUACUCAAGGACUUGGGAGCUAAGAUAAAUGGUGCCUAUGGGGUCGUUGGAGGUAUUGCAGAACAAGCACUGUUCAACAUUGCUCUUGAAAAAAGUACACAACUUGGCAUAAAGCAAGGUUUCUCAAAGGGAUUACUGAUAGGGAGCAUGGGAAUGAUUCAUGCUGCUUGGGCUUUUCAGGCUUGGGUUGGUUGCAAACUUGUUACUGGGGAAGGAGAAAAAGGUGGCCAUGUUUUUAUUUCUGGAAUCUGUGUAAUUAUGGGAGGAUUGUAA
Messenger RNA from Prunus armeniaca (apricot), 834 nucleotides. NCBI's taxonomy places the organism in Eukaryota, Viridiplantae, Streptophyta, Magnoliopsida, Rosales, Rosaceae. The record is from the annotation of a GenBank genome assembly.